AUGACUGAAGCCGAGAUGAGUUCCAGCUCAAGAAGAAUACUGGCUGUUGCCCUUGAGAAUGAGACAGCAGUUUUGUCAAAGUUGGUGAAAGACCUCACAGGAUCAGCCCCAGAAUCACCAGAUCCUUCCCUCGGCAUCGCAGGCACAACUCAUAGCCUCGCCCUCAAAACACCAUACUAUUCCACUACAGUUCCCAUCUGGCUUGACCUAAUCGCCUCACCUUCUGAAUGGUCAGAGUCAUUUCUCUCUCCCGAAGCCGCUGAAGUGCUCGCCGUGUUAGGGGGUGUAGUAGUAGUCUUCACCGCUGGUCCGAUUUCAUCAUCCAAGGACCACCCGGCAAAGGAACUAGUAGAGCACAUAGGCAAAGUCCUGAAGAAGGGACUGGGGGGAUGGGAGUGGGAUGGCGUAGGACUAGCUAUCGGCGUGGGAGGAGAUGGCAACGAAGAGGAGUGGGAUGAGAUCUGCGCCGAGGCCGGAUUGGAGUUUGUGUCUCUUGGAGGAAAAGGCGACACUGGUCGAAACGAAUUUGGCGAAAAAACAGGAGUUGCGCGAGUAAAAGAAGCCCUCGAAGCAAAUGACUGGUCUCAACUCGAAGCACCACUAUCGGAUUCCGAGUUUGGUGACUUUGAAACGAGCUCAGCCAAGGCCGAUGAGGACGACAAAGAAUUAGAUCCCCAAAAGAUGGGCUUUGGCUUCGAUAAAUCAGACUUUGAAGGUCUACGACGCGCCAUAUGGGAGUCCAGCCAGGAUGUUGAGGAACCUUCAGAACCCAGCAAGGCAGAGACCAGCAAGGAGGGUGCUUCUGGGGGAAUUGGGUUAGAGGAACUGGAUGAGGAUGAGAUCGCCAAGAUCGAAAAGAUGAUGAGAAAACUCCAAGCUGUGAGGGAAGCCGGCGAGGGGAUGGGAGAGGAACAGAGGAAGAGAAUGGCAGCCAGGGCUGUGGAGGAGGUGAUGAGAGAUCUUUGA
Molecule: messenger RNA, 966 nt
Organism: Fusarium mangiferae
Lineage: Eukaryota; Fungi; Ascomycota; Sordariomycetes; Hypocreales; Nectriaceae
Exons: 3
Coding region: 1-966 (321 amino acids)
Biological process (GO): vesicle-mediated transport
Molecular function (GO): protein-macromolecule adaptor activity
Source: RefSeq, a predicted model, not a curated record